CUGAAGACUGAUGUUCGGUCUCCUCAAGGUCGUGCGGUCAAUAUUUCUGAAGGAAUGUUCACAUGGAUGUUGCCUUCGAAUUGGCUUGUGAAGCACUCAAAUGUAACGAAGUUCCAGUAGGAUGUGCUUUUGUUUAUAAUGGAGAAGUAAUUGCAUCUGGCCGCAACGAAGUGAAUGCAACUAGAGAUGCUACUCAACAUGCCGAGAUGGUUACUAUUAGACGACUAGAACAAUGGUGUCGAAAUAACGAAAAGGAGCUUGACAAGGUUUUGACCGAAUGCGACCUUUUUGUUACAGUGGAACCCUGCAUUAUGUGUACGGCUGCUAUACGGUUUUGUCUUCCAGCUCAUCUGAGAAGUAUUACAUACGGUGCUCGUAAUGAACGGUUUGGUGGAUGUGGUUCAGUCCUAAGUGUGCACAAUUCUCCUAGUCCAGUCGCUCCGCUAAACUGCAUAUCCGGAGUUGAAGCGGAGGCAGCUGUUAAACUGCUAAAGAAGUUCUAUGAACAAGAAAACGAAAAUGCUCCCGAAGAACUUCGAAAACGCAAGCGUGUGACGUAGUUGUGUUGAGUAAUUGGGCAUUUUUAUGUUGUCAUCGACUUUUUGUUGUAAAUAAAUAAAGAAAGAAAACAACAACAACAACAACAACAACAAAAGACCAUUUAACCACGGGAUAGAAAUAAGUGAAUCUCAAUGUUCAUCAAACAUAUCCAAGUCAGAACUGUAAUACAAAAUAAAGAAAGAGAAGUCUAAGAAGAAGAUGAAGAAGCAUAAAAAAUGAACUAAACUAUAAGAUGUUUACUAAAUGACUCCAAUAUAUAGAAGAAAUCAUAAAAGCCUAAUUGUAAAUGUGAUAUAUAUAUGUAUAUACUCAUGUCUUCUUUCACAAUAUGUCGCUUUAUGUGUAUCGAAUCAAUUAUUGAAUAAUUAAACUAAGAUAUAAAUACAAAAUUAGUCAAUAUAUUGUCUGUUUGUAUCUAUGUAUAUAAAUAUUUGUUUCCA
Molecule: messenger RNA, 1001 nt
Organism: Schistosoma curassoni
Lineage: Eukaryota; Metazoa; Platyhelminthes; Trematoda; Strigeidida; Schistosomatidae
Source: the annotation of a GenBank genome assembly